This is a messenger RNA of Lampris incognitus (smalleye Pacific opah), 8850 nucleotides long. Its product is annotated as neural-cadherin. Gene Ontology annotation, molecular function: cadherin binding; calcium ion binding. Gene Ontology annotation, cellular component: plasma membrane; catenin complex. The record is from RefSeq and is a predicted model, not a curated record. Lineage: Eukaryota; Metazoa; Chordata; Actinopteri; Lampriformes; Lampridae. Gene Ontology annotation, biological process: homophilic cell-cell adhesion.
AUGAUUUGGACCCUGUUUCUCCCCUUUCUCCUUUCAUCCGUACUCGGCAACAAAACCGAGGAGCGAGUGCCGUUCUUCCACGGACACGUAUUUGAAAACUGUGCGCCCGCAUCCAGAGUGAGCGGACUGAGCAUCCCGCUGAAGCGACUCGACUUGCACAAAUUGUGCGGCGCCGCGGAGCCCGGCGCGGUGGCGGUGGCGGCGGCGGCGCACUUCCAGCUCCGGGGCGACGGGAGCGAGAAUUUCCGCGUUUUUGUGCACCACAAACGCGGUCACGUCUUGCUGAGAACCGCCGGGGUUCUCGACCGGGAGGAGCGGGCCGAGUACACGCUGGGUGUCGCGCUGUGCUGUGUCCCGGAGGAGGUCUCUCCGGGGUUCAUCGAAGUGGCGUCCGUGAGGGUGGACGUGCUGGACACCAACGACCACCAGCCCACUUUCGCCGACGCGGAUGUGAGGCUGAGUUUGGACGAUGCCACCGCGCUGCGCACCGUGGUCUACACCGUCACGGCGCAAGACGGCGACAGCGGCAAAAACGCGGAGCUGAUGUACUUUGCUGCGAAAAAUGGGAGUUUCUACGUGGUGCCCAAAACCGGGGAUAUACUUUUGGUGGACUCCAUACUGGGUCUCCUGAGCCCGAUAAAGUUCCGCGUAUUUGCCCGGGACCACGGAUGGCCCUCUCGCACUAGUCAGAGUGUGGCUAUAGAAAUUAACCCGAGACGAUGGCCCCCAGCUCCCGAGUCAAAUCGCACCCCGUCCAAGGUGGUGGUGGUGGCGGUGCCUCGGAGGGCCAGGUCCGUGCCGCAGACCGACCCCAAACCCAUAUUUAUUAAUGUGUCUGAGGGCGGCAUCGGUUCCGUCGUGUUGAACCUGAACCCGGUGAGGUUUCAGUCCGCCACCUUUGAGCUGCUGGAGUCUGACAUGGAGAGCUCACCGGUUAGUGUGAGUCGGGACAGCGGUGAUAUAAUCAUAUCACGCAGGCUGGAUCGGGAGGUCGAUCCCCUCGUGGAGGUCAACGUAAGGGUGCAGGACAGGCAUGGCCUGGACUGGUAUGUGGUGAAAGUAGAGUUGACUGUGACAGAUGUGAAUGACAACGUCCCAGAGUGGGCUAUGGUUCCAGCCCCUUACCUAGCAGUGGUUUCCCCCGAUGCCCCGCCGGGCUCUCUGGUCUACAAGCUACAUGCUCUGGACAGGGACGAGGGGAACAACGGAGAGGUGGAAUACUUCCUGUCCGAUGGGGGUGAUGGUCGUUUCGAGGUGGACAGGAAGAGUGGCCAGGUGCGAACCACAGGGCUUCCCCUGCAGCGUGACAGGGAGUACCAGCUAAAGGUGGUGGCUGCCGACAAAUUGGGCAGCCGCAGUGUACCGGCUGUGGUCUCAGUGGUAGCGGGAGCCAGGCCUCCGCAGUUCACCAAUGCAUCCUUCACCAUCUCCAUACUGGAGAAUACCCCGGAGGGACAGCCUUUCCUGGUUACACCUGCAGUUUCUUUCCAGAAAGAACCAAUCAGCUACAGCCUCCUCAUCAAUCCCAGCAGCCUUUUCUCCAUUGCUGCGGAGACGGGUGAAAUAAGUCUGACGCGAUCCAUUGAUUAUGAGAGUGACCAGCAUCGUUACCUGCUAUUGGUCCGAGCCAGUGAGGGUCUCAACAGCAUGAGCAGUGCAGCAGAGGUGCGUGUUGUCAUAGUCGAUGAAAACGAUUGUGUCCCAGAGUUCCUGCAGUCCAUUUACAGCAAGGAUGGUGUGCCAGAAACUGUUACCACAGCGACCUCCCUGCUACAAGUGUCGGCCAAUGACUGUGACUCUGAGGAGAAUGCCGAGUUGACAUAUUACACCAUGAGUCCAGACUUCACAAUCUCUCCCCAUGGGACCAUCUUCCCCACCAGCCUCCUGGACUAUGAAAGGCCCAACCACCUGUAUGAGUUUGUUGUGAUGGCUGUCGACAAAGGGGAACCCCCCCGCACAGGCACUACCACCGUACGGAUACGCAUGGCUAAUGUUAAUGACGAAGCCCCCGAGUUCUCCCAGCCUAUCUAUCGGACAUUUGUCUCAGAGGAUGCGGGCCCCAACACACUUGUUGCUACAGUGCUGGCCAAGGACCCUGAUGGUGAUGGGAUCACGUAUAGACUCACCUCUGGCAACGAGGAGGGUAACUUUGUCAUUGACAGCCAGAAAGGUCUGAUCCGUCUUCGUUCCAACCCGCCCCCUUGGCUUCAAGGGGUGGAGUAUGUCCUGAAUGUCACCGCAACGGAUGACAAUGCGUCGGGCGGACCGCAGGCACUUUCGUCCACAGCCCAGGUCAUAGUGGGCGUUGACGACGUGAACAACAACAAACCGGUCUUCGAAAAGUGUCAACAAUACAGAGAGAGAACAUCGGUUCUGGAAAACCAGCCGGCCGGAACUUUUGUACUUCAGGUCCAUGCAGUGGAUGCAGAUGAAGGCUUCAAUGGCAGAGUCACAUAUGGCUUCAUGCACAAAGACUCCACUGUUCCAGCCUUCAGCAUUCACCCUGACUCUGGAGUAAUUGUGACUGCCAGAAAAUUUGACCGUGAACGCCAGCGGGAAUAUGCAGUGACAGUAACUGCCACUGACCAGGCUGCCGACCCCCUGAUUGGCAUAUGCCAGCUCAACAUCCUCAUCCUGGACCAAAAUGACAACAUCCCUAAGUUUGAGAACCUUCGAUAUGAGUACUUCCUUCGUGAAGAUACCAUGAUCGGGACAAGUUUUUUGCGGGUGGCAGCUCACGAUGAUGACUUUGGAACCAAUGCAGCCAUCACCUAUUCUAUGUCAAAUGAACAACCAGAGUACCUGAAGGUCAAUCCCCUAACUGGCUGGGUGUAUGUCAAUGAACCCAUCUCUCAGAGGAGCUACAUUACCAGGGAGAUUGUAGCUACAGACGGCGGGAACCGCAGCACUUCAGUGGAACUGGCUGUCACUAUCACCAAUGUGAAGAACCAGCCUCCCGAGUGGGAGAAGGACAGCUACAAUGUAGUCAUACCAGAAAACACUGUACGGGACACACCCAUUGCGACCAUCAAAGCCACAUCUCCACUUGGGGAUCCCAGAGUGACAUACAACCUGGAGGAUGGCAUGGUGCCAGAGACCAACAUGCCAGUCCGCUUCUAUCUCACCCCUAAUCGAGAGGAUGGCUCUGCCUCCAUCCUGGUAGCUGAGCCCCUGGACUAUGAGACCACCAGGAACUUCAUGCUGCGGGUGCGGGCCCAGAAUGUAGCAGCCGUACCACUGGCAGCAUUCACCACUGUCUAUGUCAACAUCACAGAUGUAAACGACAAUGUCCCGUUCUUCACUUCUUCCAUCUACGAGGCCUCAGUCACCGAGGGGGCAAAGUCUGGGACUUUGGUUUUCCAGGUCUCAGCUAAUGACCUGGACUUAGGGCUCAAUGGCAAGAUCUCCUAUUCCUUGCUAGUAGAUCGAAGUGGUGACCACCAAUAUUUCCGCAUUGACCAGGAGCAGGGAUCCAUCUACACCGAGACUGUGUUUGACCGUGAAACUAAAGGCUCCUACCUACUGGAGGUGCAGUCUGUAGACAGCUGGGAGUCAGCACGGCCCAGUAAACAUGGGCAGCCCAACUCAGACACAGCCUACGUGCGUGUUUUCAUCAGUGAUGUGAAUGAUAACAAGCCAGCAUUUGCCCAGGCUGCCUAUGAAGUAGAUGUGGAUGAGGACGCUGACGUCGGCUUCGCCAUCCUCACUGUCAGCGCAAAUGAUGAGGAUGAAGGUGCAAAUGCCAAGCUGCGUUAUCAGAUUACGUCUGGGAACAUGGGAGGAGUGUUUGAUGUGGAACCAGAGGUGGGCACCAUCUUCAUCGCUCAGCCUCUGGACUAUGAGCAGAACAAGAGGUACAAGCUUCAUGUGCUAGCCUCAGAUGGAAAGUGGGAGGACUACACUGUAGUGACAGUAAACGUGGUGAACAAAAAUGAUGAGGCUCCUGUGUUUACUGUUAACGAGUACUAUGGCAGCGUGACGGAGGAACUGGAUGGCUCGCCGGUGUUUGUGCUACAGGUAACAGCAUCUGAUCCAGAUAAAGAUGCUGACCAGGAAGCCUUGCGCUACUCUCUCCAUGGCCAGGGCGCCGAAAGUGAAUUCAUUAUUGAUGAGGUCACUGGCAAGAUCUACGCCCAGCGUACCCUGGACCGCGAGGAGCGUGCAGUUUGGCGUUUCGUAGUCUUGGCAACUGACGAGGGUGGAGAAGGGCUCACUGGUUUCACCGAUGUCAUCAUUAAUGUAUGGGACAUCAACGACAACGCACCUGUCUUCACCUGCGCCCCCAGUUGCCACGGAGAUGUGUCAGAGAACUCUGUAGUGGGGACAUCAGUGAUGGAGAUGACAGCCACUGACCUGGACGACUCCGCUGUGGGGCAGAAUGCUGUGCUCUCCUACAGAAUUGUUGGUAGCUUGGACACCAGCAGGAGCGAGUUGGGAGGAAUGGAGAUGCCAGCCUUCUCCGACAUGUUCUCCAUUAAUGCCAUUACAGGCACCAUAACAGUGGCCAUGAGUGGGCUGGACCGUGAGCAGGCUGAGACUUACCUCCUGCUGGUGGAGGCCCGAGACGGUGGAGGUAUGACGGGAACAGCAACCGCUACUAUCCGUGUUAAAGAUGUAAAUGACCAUGCUCCAAGAUUCACUGAGCACUCUUGUCUGGCUAAGAUCUCCGAGAAUGCAGAACCCAACGCAGAGGUUUUAGAGCUCUCUGCUGAGGACAGGGACACGGGGGAAAAUGCUCAGCUAACCUUCAGCGUGGUUGCCGGAGACCAAGAGCAGAAAUUCUACAUGGUCAGCCAUCGACAGGAGCAGCGGGGGACCCUGAGGCUGAAGAAACGGCUAGAUUACGAACGGCCCAGCGAACAAAGGUUCAACCUCACUCUGAAGGUUGAAGACUUGGAUUUUUCCAGUCUGCUGCACUGUGUGAUUGAGGUGGAGGACUACAAUGACCACGCUCCUGUCUUCAUUCCCCAUUUCCUGUCCCUGGCCCCACUCCCAGAGGAUGUUGCCGUUGGAACCAGUGUGGCACAGCUAACAGCCAGCGACUCUGACUCGGGUCAGAACCGGGACAUCACUUACAGCCUGUCAGAGGAUUCUGAUCCCAUGGGACUGUUUGAUAUCGACCAGUCCGGUGUUCUUACUGUGGCCCAGCCUCUGGAUAGGGAAUUGACGCAGCAGCAUCAAUUGGUUGUCAUGGCGACAGACCAUGGGGUCCCACCCCUGACUGGCAGUGCAACAGUCCAGCUUUCGUUGUUGGAUGUUAAUGAUAACGGGCCAGAGUUUGAGGCACUGUAUACCCCGGUAGUCUUUGAGAAUGUGGCUGGACCACAGGUGGUAAAGUUGAACCAAACGUCGACCCUUCUCUACGCCGUGGACCGGGACUCUCCAGAGAAUGGGCCACCCUUCCACUUCACCGUUCCUUCCGAAUAUCGCCAUGGCAACGAUUUCUACCUCCAGGACAACCUGAAUGGCACUGCAACGCUGACUGCCUUGAGAAUGUUUGAUCGUGAACGACAGAAAGAGUUCCUCAUUCCCGUUGUUAUGAGCGACAGUGGCCGCCUGGUAAAAACGGUCACCAGUACCCUGACAGUAACCAUCGGCGACCAGAAUGACCACGCCCACUUGGCAGGGGAGAAAAGGAUUUUUAUCAACAGCCACCGAGGCCGCAUGCCCACCACAGUACUGGGGAAGGUCUACUCCCCAGACCCUGACGACUGGGACAAUAAGACCUACGUCUUUGAAGGACAUGUGCCAAGUUACUUCAUCCUGAACAAGCGCACAGGUUUCCUCAUUAUUAAGGAGAAUGCCCCAACUGGUACCUACCAGCUUCAGGUGCAUGUUUCUGAUGGUGUUUGGCCUGACGUCAUCUCUACGGUCACAGUACACGUAAGGGAGCUGCGGGAUGAGGCCAUCCAUAACUCUGGAUCUCUCCGCCUUGCAGACAUCACAGCAAGGGAGUUCAUGGAGUUACGAGGGAAGCAGAGGAGCCGAUACGAAUUGUUGGUAGACUUCCUGUCAGAGAUGCUCUCCGUUGCCCCAGAUGACAUCAACAUUUUCAGCCUGAUGGAUGUGAGGGAAGGGACGCUAGAUGUUCGCUUUGCUGUGCGCGGGGCUUCCUCUUACCUCAAACCUGAGAAACUACAUGGUUACCUUGCCGCCCACAAGCAAAAGCUCCAAUCCUUUCUGCAGGUAAACGUCUCCCAGGUGAGAGUAAAUGAAUGUCCUGGCAUGGGCUGCGCUGGUACCGGGGGCUGCAACAAUGUCCUGAACAUCCGUGACUUGCCCACUGUGGUGGAUUGUGGAUCCAUGAGUCUCGUAUCUGUAACUGUGGAGUCCACAGCUGUGUGCUCCUGCUCUGGAAGAGAGCACGCUCACCAGCCCUGUGCUGCCUACCCCAGGAACCCCUGUUUCAAUGGUGGCGUGUGUGUGGACACUCAGAAUGGGUACAGGUGUCAAUGCCCUGUGCAGUUUGAGGGGCCCGAGUGCCAGCAGAACAAGCACAGUUUCCAUGGCAAUGGCUAUGCCUGGUUUCCUCCCAUGAUGUUGUGCUUCGAGAACCAUGUGUCGCUGGAGUUCAUCACCGAGGUGGCGGACGGCUUACUGCUUUACAGCGGCCCAUUAGCCCAGUUACAAACAUGGGACCAUGAGGACUUCAUGGCUAUAGAGCUAAUAGGUGGCACACCCGCCCUGAAAAUCAACCAUGGCUCCGGCACGUUGGUGUUACAGUUGCCCGGCAACGUGAACGUGGCAGACAGGAGGUGGCAUCGGUUAGAUGUCCGCAGCAACAGCAAGGAGGUGCGUUUCACCCUGGACCGCUGUGCUGCAGCAGCAGUUAUGGAGAUGGAGGGGCUGGACAGCUGGCUCACCACAGAGGAUCACACUUCCUGUGAAGUAACUGGCAUCACACCCAAUACUGACAGACACCUGAACAUCAGUGAAGUGCUCCAGCUGGGAGGCGUGAAUGAGGACAUCCCCUAUGACUACCCCCAGCUCCAACACAAACACUUCACUGGCUGCAUCCGCAAUCUCAUUGUGGACAGCAAGAUUUAUGAUUUGGGCUCGCCGGCUGACUCUCAGUCCACCUCUCCGGGCUGUCUUACCACUGAUGGCAGCUGUGUCAACAUGGGCUACCCGUCCUGCGGCCAUCGGGGGCUCUGCCGUGGGGAGUGGGGCUCCUUCAGCUGCCAGUGUGUGCCAGGCUAUACAGGGCACCAGUGCGAAGAGGAAGUUCCAGAGUAUUCCUUGGAUGGACGUAGUCAGGUGCAUUACCACUUGGCAUAUCCUCUUCCAGCCCGGAGGACAUGGGUUCAAGUCCUGGUCCGCACGCGCAAACACAGCAGCACCAUUCUCAGUCUGAUCUCUAAGGAUCAAAGUGAAUAUCUACAACUAGAGAUCUCUCAGGGGCUCCUCUCUGUCUUCUUCAACCUGGGCGAUGGGGAGUACAACGUUACCCUACCCACUUAUCGCAUUGACAACGGUGAGUGGCAUGAGGUACUACUGGAUCGCCAUGACAACGAAAUGACGCUGCGGUUGGAUGGUGGCGGUGGGCAGCGUGAGAUUACAGGGUCCCAGGGACGGAGCAAAGAGAUCAUCAUCGACCCAACGGUGGUGAUGCUUGGAAACUCCUUUCCAUCUGGAAUCAACAAGAGCUUUCAGGGUUGCAUUAGGGACCUUCGCAUCAAUGGACGCCACAUUCCACUGGACAACCAACCACGAGACGGGGUCUCGAAGGUCAGCGUGCAGGGCCUCUCCCUUGGAUGUUCCUCUGACUCCUGCAAAAAGAAUAAAUGUUCCCCCCCCUUCACCUGUGUUGACCUGUGGAGAGUGCAUGAAUGCAGGUGUCCCCCUGGCCAUAUUAUCCGUGUGAAUGGGACCAGGAAAUCCUGCGUAUACACCCUCUGUGCCACCCGGCCGUGCCACAGGGGCACCUGCGUGGCCCAGUCGCCUUCCAAGUUCACCUGCCACUGCCCAGAGGGCUACAGGGGGCGCCACUGCGAGACCACACUGGCUAUCUACAGGGAAGAUGUGGGCCUUAGCUUCAGCUCACUCUUCGCCAUCUGCAUCUGCUUCAUGGCUCUGCUAGUGUUGCUGCUGGGUAUAUUUCUUUAUACACGAUGGCGGAGCUACAAGGGGCUGAAAGAGGGGGUAUACCACGUAUCAGCCCACCAUGAUGGAUGGGAAGACAUCAGAGAGAAUGUUCUCAACUACGAUGAAGAAGGGGGAGGGGAGGAAGACCAGAAUGCCUACGACAUGGCAGAGCUGCAAAAAUCUCUCCAGCCUAGUCCGGCCCAGUCAGUCCAGUACUGCCGCUCCAGAGCCCUUCAUCAUCCCCCACCCCCACCCCACCAUCACCACCACCUUCUCCUCCAGGCUCAUCCAGCCCAGCCCCAAGCCCAACCCCAAGACCCCCUCAGUCGAACAGCUAGCUCCACAACCCUCCCACCAUCCAUGGCCUCCUCCGCCAGCACCGCCACCACCACCACCAGCCUUCGGAGGGACGUGCCCCCCACCAGACUCCCUGCCCAGGGCCAGACACGCCCUCCACAGCUGGCCCGUCGGUCCCUGUCCUUUUCCAGCCAGGACCUGGCUCGCUACCUCUGUGAGAUCAUCCGUGAUGCGGACCAGCACCUCGACACUGGGCCUUUCGACUCACUGCAGGUUUUCUCUACCGAGGGAGGGGGCUCACCCGCUGGCUCCCUCAGCUCUUUCAGCUCAGCGGGGCUGGAGGGUGUGAACGGAGGGGAUGGCAUAGGAGGAGGAGAGGGCAAGAGAGAGGAGACACUCGGCGAUUGGGGACCUCGUUUUGAGAAGCUGCGGGCACUGUAUGAACGAGCAGAGGCCAGUGACCUCUGA